Messenger RNA from Arabidopsis lyrata subsp. lyrata, 1341 nucleotides. Its product is annotated as cysteine-rich receptor-like protein kinase 45. The coding region runs from base 137 to 1204 and encodes 355 amino acids. Lineage: Eukaryota; Viridiplantae; Streptophyta; Magnoliopsida; Brassicales; Brassicaceae. Gene Ontology annotation, biological process: protein phosphorylation. Gene Ontology annotation, molecular function: protein kinase activity; ATP binding. The transcript has 6 exons. The record is from RefSeq and is a predicted model, not a curated record.
ACAUACUGGACUCUUAACGAUAACGACUAAGUCAACAUUUGAAGAAAUAACUUGUCUAAUAAGUUCUUCUUUUUUCUUGGAUUAAAUACUUGUUUGAAGGUAAUUCAGAGACACUGUCUUCGUCUUCGUCUUUGCUAUGGCCCUUACUUCGCUUCUCAAAACCCUUUUCCGACGAAGAAAGAAGAAGAAGUCUACUGAGUUUGUAAGCAAUUCUGCAGUUUUCGAGUUCGACUUCGACACUGUUAAAGCUGCAACAAAUGAGUUCUCAGAACUGGUUGGUCAUGGCGGAUUUGGUUCUGUUUACAAGGGUAGGCUACAAAAUGGACAAGAAAUAGCAGUCAAGAUUUUGUCUAAAAGUUCAAUUAGAACUGAGACACAGUUUCAUAAUGAACUUAAUAUUUUGUCAAAGCUUAAGCACAAGAAUCUGAUCAACCUUCUUGGUUUCUGCACUAAACGAGACCAACAUUGUCUUGUUUAUGAGUUCAUGCCAAACUCAAGCCUCGAUUGCUUUCUACUCGAUCCACAUAGAGCUUCUCAGCUAAGUUGGGAGAUGUGUCGAAACAUUGUUGAUGGCAUAGCUCGAGGGUUACGUUACCUUCAUGAAGAAUCCGGGUUAUGUCUCGUUCACCGCGACAUUAAACCUCGAAACAUUCUAUUGGAUUCAGAUUUGAAACCGAAAAUCAUGGGGUUUGAAUUGGCGAGGAUGAUGCAACAAUGUGAAAACGAAGCUGAGUCGACUGUAAUUGUCGGUACCAUAGGGUAUAUAGAUCCAGAGUACUUGCGAAGCGGGCGUGUUUCUGUCAAAUCUGAUGUUUAUGCCUUUGGAGUUACAAUCUUGACGAUCAUUACCAGAAGGAAGGCUUGGAGUGUUGACGGAGACUCUCUAAUCGAAUAUGUUAUGAGAUGCUGGAACAGAGGAGAAGCCAUAGAUGUGAUCCAUGAAGUGAUGAGGGAAGAAGAAAGAGAAGAUUCGAUAAGCGAAAUCUUGAGAUACAUUCACAUUGCUUUGUUAUGUAUCGAUGAAAAUGCAGAGACAAGGCCGAGUAUUGAUAGAGUUCUUCACUGGUUUAGUUGUAUCUCUACUCCUUUGCCGGAACCAACCAGUGGUAAUCGAUUUCUUGGAAAGGAAGAAACCAAUUGGCCCUGGUCACUGUCUCUAUCUCCCGGACAUAGCUCUGUUACGUCACCCAUAUCUUCACGUUAAGGAGAUUGAGUGCUCUGUUUUAUUAGACUGAUGAGUGUUUAUGAUGAUAAUAAUUGUUCGUAAUUUGCUGUUGUUUUCUUCUGUUUGUGCCCAAAUCCAGUAAGACCAUAUAGGACAAUUCAAUAAUUAUUUUGUUA